AGAAAGCGGGAGACUUGUACACGGACCUCAGUAUCCCUCUAUUAACCUGUUUGGGGUCUUCCACAGCUUCCCUCGUCACUCCACCCUCCUGCAUGUCCUCCUUCCUCUUCUCCUCCUCCUCUGCAGCUCCAUCUCUAACAUUCUCCUCCUGAUGAUAUAACCCUCAUCCCUUCUCUGCACAUUUCCAACUUUGUUCCCUGCACUGUCUUUCUAAUAUACUGAUUCCUAAUUCUGUCCAUUCUCAUCACUCCCAGAGCAAAUCGCAGCAUCUUCACUUCUGCCACCUCCAGCACUGCUUCCGGUCUUUUUGUCAGUGGCUACGUCUCCAAACCGUACAACAUUGCUGGUCUCAUUACCAUCCUGUGAACUUACCCUUUAAGUUGUUAUAACUGAAGAGGACCAGGAUGAAGGUGGUAACGUGUGAAAUUGCCUGGCACAACAAGGAGCCAGUAUACAGUCUGGAUUUUCAACAGAAUGCUGAUGGCAAAAUUCAUCGCCUGGCCACAGCUGGAGUGGACACCACAGUGCGCAUGUGGCGUGUAGACAUGGGGCCUGAUGGAAAAGCUGUAGUGGAAUUUUUGUCAAAUUUAGCAAGACAUACAAAAGCAGUGAAUGUGGUUCGCUUUUGUCCAACUGCUGAGCUGCUGGCAUCUGGAGGAGACGAUGCAGCCAUUUUAUUAUGGAAGAUUAACGAUAAUAAAGAGGUCGAGCAAGCCCCAACUUUCCAGGAGGAGGAGGAUGCUCUGCUGAACAAGGAAAGCUGGAAUGUCGUCAAGACCCUCAGGGGGCACAUUGAGGAUGUAUAUGACUUGUCAUGGACAAGCGAUGGGAAUUUCUUGGUUUCUGGCUCUGUGGACAACACUGCCAUCAUGUGGGAUAUACAGAAGGGUCAGAAGAUAUGCAUCUUUAAUGACCACAAGAGCUAUGUGCAGGGUGUAUCCUGGGAUCCACUGGGUCAAUAUAUUAGCACACUUAGCUGUGAUAGAGUUAUGCGUGUAUACAGCACGCACACAAAGAAAAAGGCCUACAGUGUGAGUAAAAUGACAUCAGGCUCUGCUGGAGAGGGAGAGGUUAAGAACUUCAGGAUGUUUCACGAUGACAGCAUGCGAUCCUUCUUCAGACGCCUCACCUUUACACCCGACGGCUCCUUCCUCCUGGCGCCCGCUGGUUGUGUGGAGACAGGAGAGAACGUCACAAACACCACUUAUGUCUUCUCCAGAAAGAGCUUCAAAAGACCAAUAGCUCAUCUUCCCUGUCCUGGUAAAGCAACUCUUGCUGUGCGGUGCUGCCCUGUGUUCUUUGAGCUCAGAGCCAAGAAGCUUGAAGAUGGAUCAGUGCAGCCGCUGUCCAACGCCUUUCAGCUGCCGUAUCGCUUGGUGUUUGCUGUGGCUUCUGAAGAUUCCAUCUUUUUUUACGACACUCAGCAGACCGUGCCAUUUGGUUAUGUGUCCAAUAUCCACUACCACACCCUUAGUGAUCUCAGCUGGUCUCGUGACGGGUCAUUCCUGGCUGUCUCGUCCACGGAUGGAUACUGCUCUUUUGUGUCCUUUGAUGAGCUGGAGCUUGGGACGCCUUUAAAAGAGCGACCGCAGCUGGACAUCAUCACCCCGCUCACUGCCAGUGAGAAAAAGGGCAAAAGAACAUCAGGUAGCGGACGGACAGCUUCACCCGUGCCCCGCACCAAUCCUUCACCCGUCACACAGGAGAAAGAAACAUCAGCUACCCCUGAAGAGAAACGAACACCGCAAGGCCUGAAGACUAAAUCACAGCCUAGGCGCAUUACCCUCAACACACUGGAGGGAUGGAGCAAGCCCAGUACCCCAAAAUCUCCUGCCACACCCACUGCCCCUCCCUCCAGCAGUCAGAGCACCCCCAAAUCUGCGCCGUCCACUCCUCUGGCCAAUCGGGGACCGCUUACUCCCAAAACUACCCAAAGUACCUCCAGCACCCCACUUGCUCCCAUCAGCGCCAGAAACUCCACAACGCCUAAAGGACCCACCCCUAGGCGAAUUUCUCUGACAUCACUUACACCCAGAGCUCCAGCUUCCUUGCAGAACGUUGUAGCUCCAUCCUCCACUGAGAAAGCCAAACAUGAGAGACCGUCUCCUCCUAACGAUCCAGUGUGCAAGCCUCCCGAAUCCAAGCGACCUAAAACUGAUGAAGCAUCAGGUCUGAGUAGCAGCAGCAGCAGCAGCAGCAGCACUUCUCCAAGCAAUGAGGCCUCAGUGGAGUCCAUCAGCAAGCCCAUGGAUUCCUGACCAACAACUAAACUUUUUUUUAAAUGUAUCCAGGAAUGUGUGUAUCUGGACACAAUUACUAAAAAAAAAAAAAAAACCUGAACCGAAACCUUUCAGUGUGUUUUGACCAUAAGGGAACAGGAUGCAUGUUUUCUUUUUCAUUUUGGCAAGCUUGUUGACUUGGAUAUUUAUACUGUUAAGAGUUUUACAUCAUGUUUUACUUAUAGUUGGAAAUCACUUUCAAAUUGUUGUCGUUCAGUUCACCGCUAAACUGUUUAUUAUUGAUGUUAAGCGCUGAUUUUUAUAAGACUAGUUUAAAGAGGUGUAUGUCAGAUAUGAUUGUUUUCUGUGGCCUGGUUGUAUUGUUUUGUUUGCAGCAACACCCGAAGCAGCUGCUUUGUCCAUGAGAACAUGCUGAUUCAUCUGUACAGAAAAUGAAAUGGGCACUAGAGUUGUGGUGGCAAACAAACCAUAGACUGUGUGAAAUGUGGAAGCCUCUGUUUCAGAAUGGGGGUGUAGGUUGUUUGUGUCUGUGUGAGCUUUUGUUAAACCGAAUUUCUAAAGAAUGAAAGUGAUGAGGCUACUUUCACCUAUGAGACUGUAUUUGGAUUCAACUUUGUUGAAUGAAUUAUUCAUUAAAUUACUUAUCAAUCUUC
This is a messenger RNA of Clarias gariepinus (North African catfish), 2893 nucleotides long. It is a transcript of the gene chaf1b, whose product is annotated as chromatin assembly factor 1, subunit B. Gene Ontology annotation, molecular function: protein binding. Gene Ontology annotation, biological process: nucleosome assembly; DNA replication-dependent chromatin assembly. NCBI's taxonomy places the organism in Eukaryota, Metazoa, Chordata, Actinopteri, Siluriformes, Clariidae. Gene Ontology annotation, cellular component: nucleus; CAF-1 complex. The transcript is spliced from 15 exons. The record is from RefSeq and is a predicted model, not a curated record. Bases 405 to 2258 code for a protein of 617 amino acids.